AUGAGGGUUUUCCUGGGGCUGGGCCACCUGAGCAGGGGCCCUUGUGACAUGGGCCUGGGGCGGGCGUCUCACGGGGUCCCACGAUCCCCAGGGCCCCACUGCCCCUCCUCCACGGGGUACUGUGCCCCCCCAGAGUGGGCGCAAUACGGGGACGGGCUGGAGAUGGACUCCCCGCCCGGCGCUGGGAGAAGUCUGGUCCCUGUCACCUUCCUCUUGGGCUGCUCCUUGCUCCUGUGCUCAGGGGCACGGCUCCCCCCAUCGUAUCCCCCCAACAGGCUGUGGAUGCAGGAUGCCCCACAGGACCCCACCGACCCCGCCGGCCACCCCCCAGCUUGGGACCUGCAGCUGCCAUCCAUCAGCCUCCAGGACUGGAGCCUCUGGAUGCUGUCCAGAAAGGGGCGAAGCAGGAAGUCCCACCUCUGGAGCGGGCCAAGCCACGAAGUCCCGCCUGCAGAGCUGGCCCCAGGCUGGGGCGGGAAGAGGAGCAUCGUGGUGGCGGACGAUGCGGCUUUCCGGGAGCGGAGCAAGAUGCUGACGGCCAUGGAGCGCCAGAAAUGGCUCAACUCCUACAUGCAGAAACUGCUGGUGGUGAACCCCGACUGA
Molecule: messenger RNA, 603 nt
Organism: Chelonoidis abingdonii (Abingdon island giant tortoise)
Lineage: Eukaryota; Metazoa; Chordata; Testudines; Testudinidae
Source: RefSeq, a predicted model, not a curated record